Messenger RNA from Phragmites australis (common reed), 950 nucleotides. RefSeq names its product acireductone dioxygenase 1. The transcript has 7 exons. The coding region runs from base 144 to 743 and encodes 199 amino acids. Gene Ontology annotation, molecular function: acireductone dioxygenase [iron(II)-requiring] activity. NCBI's taxonomy places the organism in Eukaryota, Viridiplantae, Streptophyta, Magnoliopsida, Poales, Poaceae. The record is from RefSeq and is a predicted model, not a curated record.
AUAAAAAUAAAAAUUUCCUCAGGGGCCUAUACGCGCAAAUCUCUUCACCUCGCCGAGUCAGGUAUAAAAAUUUCUCCUGCGGUUUCAGGGAUUCUGUCGAGGAAGCGAAAGCAAGGGCGCACAUCGCGUCGAGGAGUUCCAACAUGGAGACCGAGUUCCAGGAUGGUAAGAUAGAGGUUAUUGAAGCAUGGUACAUGGAUGAUAGCCAAGAGGACCAAAGGCUUCCUCAUCACCGCGAACCCAAAGAGUUUGUUCCUCUUGAGAAGCUUUCAGAACUAGGAAUUGUCAGCUGGCGCCUAAAUCCUGAUAACUGGGAGAAUGAUGAGAACCUCAAGAAAAUCCGUGAAGCCAGAGGCUACUCUUACAUGGACAUUUGCGAUGUAUGCCCAGAGAAGCUGCCGAAUUACGAGACUAAGAUAAAGAAUUUCUUUGAAGAACACCUGCAUACCGACGAAGAAAUACGCUAUUGUCUUGAAGGGAGUGGAUACUUUGAUGUGAGGGACCAGAAUGAUCAGUGGAUCCGUGUAGCAGUAAAGAAAGGAGGCAUGAUUGUUCUGCCUGCAGGAAUGUAUCACCGCUUCACAUUGGACAGCAACAACUACAUCAAGGCAAUGCGACUUUUCGUUGGUGAGCCUGUUUGGACACCGUACAACCGUCCCCAUGAUCAUCUUCCAGCGAGAAAGGAGUAUCUGGACAAACUUCUCAAUACAGAAGGCGGAAAUCAAGCUGUUGAAGCUCGUUGAGGUCAUUCGAACCUACUUCCUGGGGCUGUCGAAACGCGUCCUAUGUACUACCAGAAUAAGAUGUCGUAUGUGAAAGUUGUUAUUUUAGCAGUGUGUUCUGGUCAGCUUGAAGUGAAUUUGUCACCUUCAACUCCUGUGAAUCAGUUCGCUGGUACCCCUACAUGUGCACUGUUUAUGUCUUGAAUAAAUACUCCCUUCGGUAAAAAA